CCACGGUCACGGCAUUACGUCAUCAGGAUGCGCUGGGGAGCGGAAGUGACGCGUUUGUCCCGCGCUGGCUGGCGCUGCAGCCUCUCUCCUUAGUCUCCGGCGGCGGGCGGUGCUGGCGUUCGUUCUGACUCAAAUGGGUGAUGAAAAGGAUUCUUGGAAAGUGAAAACUUUAGAUGAAAUUCUUCAGGAAAAAAAACGAAGGAAGGAGCAAGAAGAGAAGGCAGAGAUAAAACGCAUUAAAAAUUCUGAUGAUCGGGAUUCAAAACGGGAUUCCCUUGAAGAGGGGGAGCUGAGAGAUCACCGUAUGGAGAUAACAAUCAGGAAUUCACCUUACAGGAGAGAAGAUUCUAUGGAAGAUAGAGGAGAGGAGGAUGAUUCCUUGGCUAUCAAACCACCACAGCAAAUGUCACGGAAGGAAAAAGCACAUCACAGGAAAGAUGAGAAGAGGAAAGAGAAACGUAGACAUCGUAGUCAUUCAGCAGAAGGAGGGAAGCAUGCCAGGGUAAAAGAGAAGGAACGUGAGCAUGAACGUAGGAAAAGACAUCGAGAAGAGCAGGAUAAGGCUCGACGUGAAUGGGAAAGGCAGAAGAGGAGGGAAAUGGCUAGGGAGCAUUCCAGGAGGGAGAGGGAUCGUCUAGAGCAGCUUGAGCGAAAACGAGAACGGGAGAGAAAAAUGCGAGAGCAACAAAAAGAGCAAAGGGAACUAAAAGAACGGGAAAGGCGAGCUGAAGAAAGGCGCAAGGAACGGGAGGCCAGACGAGAAGUUUCUGCACAUCAUAGAACAGUGAGGGAAGAUUAUGGAGACAAAGUAAAAAUAAGAACCUGGAGUCGCAGCCCAUUACGACAGCAAAGAGAGAAGCUUGAGCAAGGAGAUGGCAGGAAGCCAGUAAAAGAGGAGAAAACAGAGGAAAGAGACCUGCUUUCAGAUUUGCAAGACAUCAGUGACAGUGAGAGAAAAACUAGCUCAGCAGAGUCUUCGUCGGGAGAAUCUGGAUCUGGUUCAGAGGAAGAGGAGGAGGAAUCUAGCAGUGGAGAAUCAGAAGAGGAGGAGGAAGAAGAAGAAGAGGAGGAGGAGGAGGAAGAGGAGGAGGAGGAGGAGACAGGAAGCAAUUCUGAGGAAGUGUCUGAACAGUCAGCUGAAGAGGUGAGUGAAGAAGAAAUGAGUGAAGAAGAAGAGCGAGAGAAUGGAAAUCACAUUCCAAUUGUUACAGAGUCAAGGUUUGAUCGAGAUUCAGCUGGAAGUGAAGGAGAAGAGGAGGAAGUGGGGGAGGAGACCCCACAUUCCAAUGCAAUGACAGAAGGAGAUUAUGUUCCUGAUUCUCCAGCUUCAUCACCCAUUGAGUUGAAACAAGAGCUACCCAAGUACCUUCCUGCACUGCAGGGAUGUCGUAGUGUGGAGGAAUUUCAGUGUUUGAACAGGAUUGAAGAAGGAACAUAUGGUGUGGUGUACAGGGCAAAAGACAAAAAAACUGAUGAAAUUGUGGCUCUGAAGCGACUGAAAAUGGAAAAGGAAAAAGAAGGCUUUCCCAUUACCUCUCUACGAGAAAUAAACACCAUUCUGAAAGCACAGCACCCAAAUAUAGUCACUGUUAGAGAAAUUGUUGUGGGCAGUAAUAUGGAUAAAAUCUAUAUCGUAAUGAAUUAUGUAGAACAUGACCUCAAGAGUCUGAUGGAAACCAUGAAACAGCCAUUUUUACCAGGUGAAGUGAAAACUUUGAUGAUUCAGUUAUUACGUGGAGUCAAGCACCUUCAUGACAACUGGAUACUUCAUCGGGACUUAAAGACCUCCAACCUGCUGCUGAGUCAUAAAGGCAUUUUAAAAGUUGGAGAUUUUGGACUGGCCCGAGAGUAUGGGUCACCUCUGAAGCCUUAUACACCUGUAGUUGUGACACUAUGGUACAGGGCACCAGAGCUGUUACUUGGCGCCAAGGAAUACUCCACUGCAAUAGACAUGUGGUCAGUAGGUUGUAUAUUUGGAGAACUGUUAACUCAAAAACCGCUGUUUCCAGGAAAAUCAGAAAUUGACCAGAUUAACAAAGUUUUUAAGGACCUGGGUACCCCGAGUGAGAAAAUCUGGCCUGGGUACAAUGAGCUGCCAGCUGUAAAGAAGAUGACAUUCACAGAGUAUCCCUAUAACAACUUGCGCAAGAGGUUUGGGGCACUCCUUUCUGAUCCAGGUUUUGAUCUCAUGAACAAGUUCUUGACAUACUAUCCAGGCAGAAGAAUCACUGCUGAAGAUGGUUUGAAGCAUGAGUAUUUCCGAGAGACUCCCCUUCCUAUUGACCCGUCCAUGUUUCCAACCUGGCCAGCAAAAAGUGAACAACAAAGAGUUAAGCGUGGCACAAGCCCCCGACCUCCAGAGGGAGGACUUGGGUAUAGUCAAUUGGGUGAUGAUGAUCUGAAAGAUACAGGUUUUCACCUGACUACCACAAAUCAAGGAGCAUCGGCAGCAGGACCUGGCUUCAGCCUCAAGUUUUAAACUUAAUAUGAGGAGGGAAAAAGACAGAGCUUUGACUUCAACCAUGCUGUUGAUUAAUGGAUUUCAAAGUGCUCCAGUUUUGUUCUUCGCAUCAGGAAGACUCUUUUACACAGAAAUAGCCAGAUGUCAUCUUGCUGGGUGUGGAAUAUAACUGCUGCAUUUCAUUCAGGGGACUGGAAUGAAUGAAUCUGAAAAGCCAAGGAUCAUUACAAAAAUUCAAAAAGGAAAACUUGAAGUACAAUCUCGGAACUGGUUUUGUUUUUUUACUUUUUAAUUUUUUUUGCUUGUAAAUUUGUAGAAUUAAAAUCCAUUUUUAAUUGUU
Messenger RNA from Mauremys reevesii (Reeves's turtle), 2801 nucleotides. RefSeq names its product cyclin-dependent kinase 11B. The transcript has 20 exons. The record is from RefSeq and is a predicted model, not a curated record. Gene Ontology annotation, biological process: regulation of mitotic cell cycle; protein phosphorylation. NCBI's taxonomy places the organism in Eukaryota, Metazoa, Chordata, Testudines, Geoemydidae. Gene Ontology annotation, cellular component: nucleus. Gene Ontology annotation, molecular function: cyclin-dependent protein serine/threonine kinase activity; ATP binding. Bases 134 to 2479 code for a protein of 781 amino acids.